Molecule: messenger RNA, 4111 nt
Organism: Nothoprocta perdicaria
Lineage: Eukaryota; Metazoa; Chordata; Aves; Tinamiformes; Tinamidae
Gene: TMX3
Product: thioredoxin related transmembrane protein 3
Exons: 16
Coding region: 1-1614 (537 amino acids)
Biological process (GO): peptidyl-cysteine oxidation
Cellular component (GO): endoplasmic reticulum
Molecular function (GO): protein disulfide isomerase activity
Source: RefSeq, a predicted model, not a curated record
AUGGUGGUCAUGUGUUUGUUGCUGGACUUGAUGAUCCUGAGGGCCUUUUCCAACAACACUGAUGCCUCGGCCCAGGCGUCCCAGGCCCCGUCCCCAUCGGCGGCGCCCAGUAGCGGCCGGGCGGGCGGCGGCAGCAAGAGCAGGGGUCCGGCGGGGGAAGCGCGCGGAGGCGGCCCCGGGCGGGAAGGCGGCCCCGGGCGGGAAGGCGGCCCCGGGGCAGCGGCGAGGGGGGCCCGGCGGCUCCUCACCCGCUCACGGCUCCCUCUCCUUUCCCGCUCCCUCCCCGCAGUGGCCGUCGCGCUGGUGCUGACCUCGCAGGCAGCUUUCGUGGAGGACCUGGAUGAGUCGUUUAAAGAAAACCGUAAAGAUGAUAUUUGGCUUGUAGAUUUUUAUGCCCCGUGGUGUGGCCACUGCAAGAAAUUGGAGCCCGUAUGGAAUGAAGUUGGUAUAGAAAUGAAAAGCAUGGGUUCCCCAGUAAAAGUUGGGAAGAUGGAUGCAACUUCCUUCUCUAGUAUCGCAUCCGAGUUUGGAGUGCGAGGCUAUCCAACAAUUAAGCUGUUAAAAGGUGACUUGGCAUACAAUUAUAGAGGACCUAGAACCAAAGAUGAUAUAAUUGAAUUUGCUAAUAGAGUAGCAGGACCUCUAAUCAGGCCACUUCCUAGCCAGCAUAUGUUCGAGCAUGUGCAAAAGAGGCAUCGUGUACUUUUCGUGUAUGUUGGUGGGGAAUCUCCUUUAAAGGAAAAAUACAUAGAAGUUGCCUCAGAACUAAUUGUUUAUACAUACUUUUUUUCUGCCUCAGAAGAUGUACUGCCUGAGUAUGUGACAUUGCCUGAAUUGCCAGCUGUUUUGGUAUUCAAAGAUGGAACUUACUUUGUAUAUGAUGAGUAUGAAGAUGGUGAUUUGACAUCCUGGAUAAACAGAGAAAGAUUUCAAGGAUAUCUUAAUGUAGAUGGCUUUACGUUGUAUGAACUUGGAGAUACGGGAAAACUUGUGGCUAUUGCAGUCAUUGAUGAUAAAAACUCUUCAGUGGAACAUACCAGACUAAAAUCUAUUAUUCAGGAAGUUGCUAGAGAUUAUCGGGAUCAUUUUCACAGGGAUUUCCAGUUUGGCCAUAUGGAUGGAAAUGAUUACAUUAAUAGCUUACUAAUGGAUGACUUGACAAUCCCCACUAUUGUGGUGUUGAAUACCUCCAAUCAGCAAUAUUUUUUACCAGAUAGGCAAAUUGAGAACACAGAAGACAUGGUUCAGUUUAUCAACAGUAUCUUGGAUGGUACUGCUGAAGCACAGGGUGGUGAUGGAUUUCUGCAGCGAAUCAAGAGAAUAAUCUAUGACGCCAAGUCCACUGUAGUUUCUGUGUUCAAGAGUUCACCUCUCCUGGGAUGUUUUCUCUUUGGGCUGCCCCUGGGGGUCAUCAGUAUCAUGUGCUAUGGCAUCUGCACAGCGGAUACAGAGGGAGGCUUAGAUGAAAGUGAGUCCCCUAAAAAGGAACAUGGUGAUCGGGAGCUCACAGAUGAAGGCAGUGAGGAAGAACAAGAAGAAAAGAAGGAAAAAUAUACAGAACUUUCAGAUGGAGAGCCUAAACAGAAGACCAUAUUGGAAAAGAAAAAAGACUAAAUUGUCUAGGAAAAAGAAAAUUCUCUAGAAUUUCCAAAUAGACUUAUUUAUUGAAGGUCAUUUAUUAAUGAUCUUCACGAAUGAGGACCUUUUUAUCUGAAUUACGUAGUUUUGACUUGCAUGUAUUCAGCUCUUUUCAGAUAUUGACAGGGAGAAAAAAGAAAUUAAAAGUUAUCUUAAUUGUGUUUAACAGACUAUCAAAGAGUAAACCAAGGGAAUUUGCAGGUACGACUGCUAUUUUUAGAAGAUUUUUUUUUUUGAAUUGUACAUUAGAACAGUGAAAUAAAGAUGGUAUUACUGACUUCAGUGUAUGUGAUGAACUACUAAUAAUAUAGCCUUGCUAAACAUUUGUUUAUAUAAAAACUAAGGAUGGAAUCCAAGAAUGAAUAAGAUAUCUGCAAAGUCUUUCAGAGACUGAUAGCUACAGACAGCUUAGAGUUUUCCAAAGUCACAUAUUUUUGUGGUUGCACAUUAUUCUGGAAAAAGAUACUUCUUUUUUUUUAAUUUUAUAUAAAGUUAAGAGUAAAUUGUUAUAUUUGGAGGACUGUUUUAUUAUGUAAUAAUAUAUUUGGAGGACGRUUUUAUCAUGUAAUAAUAUAUUUACAGGUGGUUAAGAAUGUCUACUUGAUAGUGGUUGUGGGAGUUAUAUAUUAAAAUCCUURAAGUCCUUAUUAGACAUUUAUGCAGCUAAAAGUUAUUGCAAAGCUACGUUACAAGCCUCUCUUUAAAACAGGAUUUCCUGUUAAAUUCCUUUCUGUGAGUAAUUAUGCACAUUUUAAUGCAAAUGGUCUUAUCUUAAAAUUUUCAGAAUCCACAGUGCAGUUUGAUGGAAGACUUAAACAUUUAAGCAUAAGUCUAAUGACAAAUUGUUUUGAAUGGUGUAAACCUGUUUACAAUGUUAAAUCCAGAUUGUUACAUAUCUUUGAGGUUGUUGAUGUUGAUGAUUUGGAGACUGUUACCUCUUCUGGCCAAGAGCUAAUAGAGCAUAACUUCAACAUCCAUCGAAGGAGGGGUAUUUGUCAGUGUCCUGCAUUGUCACUGCCCAUUCAGUCAGGAAAGUCGUUUUUAACACAGCCCUGGCUCUGUGCAAAGGACGGGCUCCUCUCCAGGGUUAAAGUCUCCCAGGACUUUAAGGCUGUAGGUGCAGCCCCUGUGUAGCCUCGAGGGCUCUAAGGCAGCSGUUGGUGCUGGUGCCAUAGGAGAGUGGGGGGGAUAUGGAGGGUGGGAUGGGGGAGCCUUUGUUAUUCCUUCUUUUAUCCAUGGAGAUUUUCCUGUUGUUUUAUAGCAUASAAAUUUUCAUGUCGUCUGUGUAUGGCAGCGUGAUGGCGGACCAAGUUAUGUGAUGUAGCACAGAAGUUAAAGACGUUAGAGAUGACUGUUGGUGAAUUUAAAUAAGGCAUCUGCCAACGUGAAAGGUAGCACCAUGUGAGUCCUAACCCRGGGAAAUGUAGCUUUUGUUUUUAGGAAAGGCUAGAAAAUUCUGCUUUUGCAGUACGGUAARAACUAGCUUUGUGUUGCAGUGUGCAGUACAAUAAGUAGGUUCCUCACUUGAGAAAUACUUGAUAUCGAAUAGUGUUGAUGAAAUCUGAGGAGACAGGAAAUUAUUUUUCAGAAAAACUCAAUCUUUGAGUUAGACUCUAACUUUUUUUUCCUUUGGGGAAGAGAGGAAAGUAGAUGUUGAAUGAUGUUGAAUAGCAGCUGUCUGAUGUGGCUUUCCUUCCUUUUUGCUUUCUCCUUUUUCCUUCUGUGAUUUGCCUUUUUAAUUUUUUUUUGUCUCCUUUUUUUUUAUGUUUAGUAAAUCUGCCUUGUUGGUUGUAAAUAAUAACUUGAUUUUUGUUGUUUUUUAAAACUUUUUUCUAAUCUGUAGAAUACUUUGAGGUGCAGCCUUAGCAAACCUUUGAAGAGUGAGAAGCUUAAAUGCGCUUAGGAAGUUCUUUKAACAUUGUGUAGAUGCUCUUGAGUUAUGAUUAGUCGACAUGUAGCACUAUUAAGGAAGUAAGAUGUUGUUUAUCUGUGAUUUGUCUCUUUUAGUAAGAUCUCAAGUAUGGAUUAGUUUUACAUUUAAUAUUGAAUCAACUAGAACCAGAAGUUUUUUUGUUUUUUKKUUUUUUUUUUUCUGUGAAACUAAAGCAGUAGCUGGAACACUGCAAUUUGUUCUAUCAUGUUUAACUAAAUUCUGAAUUCUGCUGCACUGCAAAGAAAUGUGUCAACUGCACACCUCCAUUUUUGUACGCUUUUUGUUUAUCUGUUUAUUUUUAGUAUAAAGUCAAAAGAGCCAAGUACGUUGCUAAGAAAUCUUCUGUGGUAUGGACCUGAAAAUGAUAAAUGGUCAAUCUGUGAGACACAGAUCGCACUGGAAUCUGCUGCAACUGUAAUAUUUAACUGAUUCUUAUGAGAAAAAUGUCAUGUCACUUCUGAAUUUUAGUAUCAAUUCAAUGCUAUAUGGUUUAAAAUCAAGCUUUAAAAGUACUGACAUUUUCACCAAAUCUUUCUCUCU